AUAGUGCAAGAGUAUCGAGUAAGAAAAGCGCCACAUAUAUUCGUAAAGGAGGAAAACCUUCUCAAGUACAUUGCCUAUGUCUUAGGAAUAACUAUAACGGGUUUAACUGUAUGGACACUGGCAACUCAGUCUAACGAGGUUCAGAAUGAGGCUUGGCCGCAAUGUGCCGCACAGCCUUGGAGCCUCACCUGGUACGCCUUUGAGGUUCUUUUGCUUAUGAUCGGUCUCCGCUUGUGCGUCAAGGGACGGCAUUGUGGUGGAACCGAAAAAUGGAGGUUUCUUGCCGUAUUCUGCAUCGAAGUCUUCAUAACGCUAUUUAUAAACCUUCUAAGGUAUGUGAUACGACAUACAGCUCGUAGCGAUGUUCAAAUGAUAUUGGUAUUUUUGCACCUUCAUUUGACAACUACACCAAACUUAAUCAUUAUUUUUGCGCCUAAAUUUGUUGCUGUAAGUUAACU
Enterobius vermicularis (human pinworm) is the source of this 458-nucleotide messenger RNA. Lineage: Eukaryota; Metazoa; Nematoda; Chromadorea; Rhabditida; Oxyuridae. The record is from the annotation of a GenBank genome assembly.